Molecule: messenger RNA, 1668 nt
Organism: Siniperca chuatsi (mandarin fish)
Lineage: Eukaryota; Metazoa; Chordata; Actinopteri; Centrarchiformes; Sinipercidae
Gene: ing1
Product: inhibitor of growth family, member 1
Exons: 4
Coding region: 417-1337 (306 amino acids)
Biological process (GO): positive regulation of DNA-templated transcription
Cellular component (GO): nucleus
Source: RefSeq, a predicted model, not a curated record
UACUGUUCGUGUUUAAGCAGUGGACUUUCUGGUGUCGGUCGAGUAUCGCGGAGUGAUCAUAUAAACUGCAAUGUUAAAAUAUGGACGAGCCUGAAAUUAAUUCUGAAAGACAAUGUGACAUAUAUAUAUUAUUCGAUUAAUCCAUUCAACCUGUAUCUGUUGUUGCUAUAGCUGCUUCGUAAUGCAGUACAUGCGCACCGCUGAAAAUAUUUGUUCAGGCACUUUAGCUAACAGCUAACAGCUAACAGUAGCCGCUAGUAGUAGGACCUACACUGCUACAGCGGUCCACUCCAUACACGACGUAGCGUUAGCAAUAAGAGCAGCAUCACGGAGUGCUACACGUUUGCUCCAGGAAAAAAAAAACAACAACAUCCACACAGGUGUCGGGAGUGUCCUGGGAUACAGACGGAUCCGCAAUGUUGAACCCGACCAAUGGCGACCCAAGCCACGUUGUUGUGAAUUAUGUUGAGGAGUAUUUGGACCUGGUGGAAUCACUGCCUUUUGAUUUGCAGAGGAGUGUGUCCCUCAUGAAGGAAAUUGAUGCCAGGUAUCAAGAUGUUUUGAAGGAGCUUGAUGAUGCUUAUGAACGGUAUCGCCGGGAAUCCGACUCACUUCAGAGGCGAAAGCUUCAGUUAUCCAUUCAGAGGGCGCUGAUUCGCAGUCAAGAGCUUGGAGAUGAGAAGAUCCAGAUUGCUGGUCAAAUGGUGGAGAUGGUUGAGAACCGAACACGACAAAUAGACUGGCAUUCUGAAUUUCUCCUUUCCUCUCAGGAAGUCCCAGAGAGCCACAUUCCCACGGCAACAUCCAUGACAACCACUGUAGCAUCUAUGAUGUCAUCAUCAUCCGCCACCAUCACUCCAGGCAAAACUAGCCACCAUGACAGGAAGCGUGAUGAGGUCACCCCAGGCUCAGGUGGUGGAGACAAGGCUGGAGGGAAACGCUCAAGACGUCAGAAAAAUGGAGAAACGCGGGAAAGUUACGGGGGUCUGGAUCACGCUGAGGAAGUGGGAGUGGGGGCAUCCCGGGAAAAGAGGGCCAAAACAUCUUCAAAGAAGAAGAAAAGGUCAAAAGGAAAGUCUGAGAGAGAAGUGUCACCCCCAGACCUGCCCAUUGAUCCAGAUGAGCCAACAUACUGCUUGUGUGAGCAGGUGUCCUACGGCGAGAUGAUUGGCUGUGAUAAUGAUGAAUGUCCCAUUGAGUGGUUUCAUUUCUCCUGUGUUGGGCUCCAUCAUAAGCCCAAGGGCAAGUGGUACUGCCCCAAGUGUAGGGGUGAGAAUGAGAAGACCAUGGACAAGGCCUUAGAGAGGGCCAAGAAGGAGAGGGCAUACAACAGGUAGCUUGCUCUGUCUGGCCCAAUGAACACUAUUGCGUAAAAAAAUUUAAUUUUAUUUCUCGUCUUUUUCCAUUUUCUGUCAACACUGUUUAAAGAAGUAAAGAAUUGAUGAGAGGGAUCUUGUAAAUAGUUAUUUUUGUAACUGCUGCAUAGCUGAGAAACAAGAUUGCUUCCUCCUGGUUGGGAUCAUUUGUAAAGAAUGGACAUAGUACAGUACAACCUGUAUGUCACCAGCUGUCCUGCACUUACAUCCACUUUGUUUUCAUCAUGCAUGCAACACCACCUACACCAUCACAUAUGCUCAACUAACAAAUAAAACGUUUCUAAACAAAGAA